CCCUCUGAGCCGGUUCUUUCUUUGCCCGGAGUCUAGCGCAGCGCCAGCGCCGCCGGUCGCCAUUGGAGCCCGCUCUUGGUCCGAUAGCGGAGCCAUGAAGAUCUGGAGCUCGGAGCACGUGUUCGGACACCCAUGGGAUACAGUUAUCAAAGCUGCUAUGAGAAAAUACCCUAAUCCCAUGAAUCCUUGCGUGGUAGGAGUAGAUGUGCUAGACAGAAGCCUCGAUAACCAGGGAAGAUUACAUAGUCACAGACUUCUCAGCACAGAGUGGGGACUACCAAAUAUUGUAAAAGCGAUUUUGGGAACAAGUAGGACUCUGACAUACAUUAAAGAACAUUCAGUGGUAGAUCCAGUGGAAAAGAAAAUGGAACUCUGCUCCACCAAUAUUACUCUCACAAAUUUGGUGUCAGUUGAUGAAAGACUGGUGUACACGCCUCAUCCUGAAAACCCAGAAAAGACAGUGCUAACUCAAGAAGCAAUUAUUACAGUAAAAGGCGUUAGCCUGAGUAGUUACUUAGAAAGUUUAAUGGCUAACACAAUAUCCUCCAAUGCUAGAAAGGGUCGAGAUGCACUGGAAUGGGUGAUUGGCAAACUAAACAUAGAGUUUGAGGAACUAACAUCAUCCACACGGGAGAGCAUGAAAUCUGGAAUGGCAGCAGCAUCAGCAGAGAACUGAAACAGCAAAGCACCAAGGAAUUGUGACAGAACAACUUUUUAUCACAGAACUUUAUUUCCUUAGGUCUCUUCUCUAUGGCUGAUACUCCACAGUCUUUUUUGUAUAUGUUUUAGGAAUGAAGUUAUUUUUCUAGAUCUCUUUCUAGCCUCCAUAUCACCUUGUCUGAUGAAUGAAGACUAAUAUGAGCUCUCAUUUCCCCCACCCCCUUUUUUUAUUUAAAUAACCCCAUGUUAUGUAGCUAACUGAAACACAGUCUUUCUGGCAGUUCUUUAAA
Messenger RNA from Pelodiscus sinensis (Chinese soft-shelled turtle), 950 nucleotides. It is a transcript of the gene PRELID3A, whose product is annotated as PRELI domain containing 3A. NCBI's taxonomy places the organism in Eukaryota, Metazoa, Chordata, Testudines, Trionychidae. Gene Ontology annotation, cellular component: mitochondrial intermembrane space. The record is from RefSeq and is a predicted model, not a curated record.